GGCUUCUGGCGCAGCCGCAGUGGAAGCUAUUAUCAGCCGGUGGAGGUCAGAGAGAAGAGAAACUUCGAUCCGUAAAAAUGUCUGUUGCUACCUUUACGUCCUUGAGCCGCUGCAGUGUUUUGGCUUUCCGCCCUCCUGCCGGACUGCUGGCAGUGCGGUACGCCCAGACAGCUGCAGCUGCAGCUGUUCAGCCCAGAAUAAAGAAGUUCCAGGUGUACAGAUGGGAUCCAGACACACCUGGAGACAAACCCCGCAUGCAGACGUAUGAGAUCGACCUCAACACUUGCGGGCCGAUGGUCCUUGACGCCCUCAUCAAGAUAAAAAAUGAGAUGGAUUCGACUCUGACCUUCCGCCGUUCAUGUAGAGAAGGUAUUUGUGGAUCCUGUGCGAUGAACAUAAAUGGAGGCAACACACUCGCCUGUCUCAACAAGAUUGACUCCAACCUCAGCAAGCCCACCAAGAUUUACCCACUUCCACACAUGUAUGUGGUCAAGGACCUGGUCCCUGACAUGAGCAACUUCUACGCCCAGUACAAGUCCAUCGAGCCGUACCUGAAGAAGAGGGACGACUCGAAGGAGGGGAAGGAGCAGUACCUGCAGUCUGUGGAGGACCGACAGAAGCUGGACGGCCUGUACGAAUGCAUCCUGUGCGCCUGCUGCAGUACCAGCUGCCCCAGCUACUGGUGGAACGCAGACAAAUACCUCGGGCCGGCUGUCCUUAUGCAGGCGUACCGCUGGAUGAUCGAUUCACGGGACGAGUUCACAGAGGAGCGUCUGUCCAAGCUGCAGGAUCCGUUCUCCCUCUACCGCUGCCACACCAUCAUGAACUGCACCAGGACCUGCCCAAAGGGCCUGAACCCAGGAAAAGCCAUCGCUGAGAUCAAGAAGAUGAUGGCCACAUACAAGGAGAAGAAAGCAGCAGCUGUUUGAAACCCCUGCUCCCGUUUUCUACAACUCGAUUGAUAAAUUAUUGAUUACAGAAUGCUCUUUGAGGUCUGACGGGCCUGAACACCAGUCAUCUCAAACACCACAUGAUGUUUCUGUCCUGGAAAUGUGUGUGUGCGUGUGGCUGGAGGACUUGGUGUUACACAAACGCACAAGUACAGUAUGAAUGCUGGAAAGAGUGUGUGUCUGAGUCUUAGCAGAUGAUUUUAUCUCCAACUCUACUGUGUGGAUGUUUGUGUACGCGGGAAAUACUUUGCUUCACAUUAAAGUGGGAAAACCAGUGUGUUUUCUUAUGUUUAGCCAAACUCCUUAGUUUUCUCCUUCUAUAUUUUGCACUUGUAUGAAGACAAACAGUACAUAAGUUCCCUCCUUGCCUACAGCUCUUUGUUUUUUGAUGGAAAAUAAAUACUAUAAGUGGUA
Messenger RNA from Gambusia affinis (western mosquitofish), 1364 nucleotides. It is a transcript of the gene sdhb, whose product is annotated as succinate dehydrogenase complex, subunit B, iron sulfur (Ip). Gene Ontology annotation, cellular component: mitochondrial membrane. Lineage: Eukaryota; Metazoa; Chordata; Actinopteri; Cyprinodontiformes; Poeciliidae. The record is from RefSeq and is a predicted model, not a curated record. The coding region runs from base 78 to 929 and encodes 283 amino acids. The transcript is spliced from 8 exons. Gene Ontology annotation, molecular function: 2 iron, 2 sulfur cluster binding; electron transfer activity. Gene Ontology annotation, biological process: tricarboxylic acid cycle; respiratory electron transport chain; aerobic respiration.